This is a messenger RNA of Macroventuria anomochaeta, 621 nucleotides long. RefSeq lists its product as uncharacterized. The record is from RefSeq and is a predicted model, not a curated record. The coding region runs from base 1 to 597 and encodes 198 amino acids. The transcript is spliced from 2 exons. Lineage: Eukaryota; Fungi; Ascomycota; Dothideomycetes; Pleosporales; Didymellaceae.
AUGCCCAAGACCAAUCACAAGGAGCUUCAGGACUUCAAGGCUAAAGUGGCGGCCGACCAGCAAGAGUUGAAGGCACUGCUUGAACAGCGAAUGCGGCAGGCUGAAGAGGCGUCCGUGCGCCGCCGCAACGAACUCACCAAAGCCAUCCUCGACGCCCUUCAGACACCGAAUCGUCCUGUACAAGGCGCCCCUCCCACCCUCGGCGACACAAAGAUCGCUAGAAACGCCGUCUUCAAGUCUGUUGCUCACGUCCUCACGGCAUCAGAGCACCUCGUUGGCGGAUACGACAGGCUGGACAAGAUGAUUGUGAGCAUGCGAGAUGCAGAGCCUGAGGGUGUUGCAGAGGCAUGGACUGAAGAUAUCGAGAAGACGGCGCGACUUCUGAAGAUUGGGGCUGAGACUGCAAUCACGAACGUGAAGAAAGUGCUGGGUGCAGAUGUCGAGAUUGAUGGUAUGGGGGAGACAAGGGAGGAGGGCGAGAGAAUGGACGCAGUUGAGAAGAUGGAGUUGAACUAUGAGUUGCAGAAGAGUCUGCAGUAUGCUGAGAGGGGCGUGAGGAAGAUGGUCAAGAGCUUGCCUCAGGAUGAGGGACGUUAGAAGAAUCUGCUAGGGCUGUUACAU